Molecule: messenger RNA, 4110 nt
Organism: Endocarpon pusillum Z07020
Lineage: Eukaryota; Fungi; Ascomycota; Eurotiomycetes; Verrucariales; Verrucariaceae
Product: Xanthine dehydrogenase
Exons: 5
Coding region: 1-4110 (1369 amino acids)
Molecular function (GO): 2 iron, 2 sulfur cluster binding; oxidoreductase activity; iron ion binding
Source: RefSeq, a predicted model, not a curated record
AUGACGCCUGGUCUUGUUGAUUCCACUGUCCCCUCCCUGCGGCAGACUUCUCUUGACGCUUUGACACGAGGCUACGAUGACACUGUUCGAUUCUAUCUCAAUGGCACCAAGAUCGAGUUGAGUACAAUCGACCCUGAGAUCACUCUACUCGAAUACCUUCGAGGCAUAGGUCUUACAGGAACCAAGCUGGGAUGCGCAGAAGGAGGAUGCGGCGCAUGUACAGUUGUCGUGUCGCAGAUGAAUCCUACCACAGGAAAGCUCUAUCAUGCCUCGGUGAAUGCAUGCCUUGCGCCGCUGGUCAGCAUCGAUGGCAAGCAUGUCAUAACAGUAGAGGGGAUUGGAAAUACAGAGAAACCUCAUCCUGCUCAGCAAAGAAUUGCCAUGGCCAGUGGGAGCCAAUGUGGUUUUUGUACGCCAGGCAUCGUUAUGAGCCUAUACGCUCUGCUUCGAAACGACCCGGAGCCUUCCGAGAUUGAGAUCGAGGAAGCUUUCGACGGCAAUCUGUGUCGAUGUACUGGUUAUCGACCAAUCCUUGAUGCUGCGCAGAGCUUCAAUCCUAAGCGAACUUGCGGGAAAUCAAUCGCUAACGGUGGGUCUGGCUGCUGCAUGAACAGGCGAGAGAUGAAUGGCACAGCGAACGGGACAGCGCAUGGCGAGGCUAGCGGCGAGUUCAACAGCGCGGACAAGGUUCAGAAGAGAUUCCAGCCCCCUGAUUUCAUACAUUACGAUAAGGGCACCGAGCUAAUCUUUCCGCCGGCACUCAAAAAGCAUCAAUUCAAUGCGUUGGCUCUAGGUAAUGAGAGGAAGAGAUGGUACAGGCCAGUGACAUUACAGCAGUUGCUCGAAAUCAAACAUGUGCUUCCAUCUGCUAAAGUCAUUGGUGGUAGUACUGAAACACAGAUAGAAAUCAAGUUCAAGGCCAUGGAGUACACGGCAUCAGUAUAUGUUGGAGAUAUCGCCGAAUUACGACAAUAUGCAUUUCACCACGACUUUCUUGAGAUUGGCGGCAAUGUCGCUUUGACAGAUGUGGAGAUCAUAUGCGAUGAGGCGGUCAAGCACUACGGACCUGCCAGAGCACAACCGUUGGUAGCAGUCAAAAAGGCGAUUCGGUACUUUGCAGGGAGGCAAAUCAGGAAUGUUGGCACACCCGCCGGUAAUCUGGCAACCGCCUCUCCAAUUUCGGACCUGAAUCCUGUUUUUGUUGCGACAGAGUCAGUAUUGAUUGUAAAGUCGCUCAAGACAACUACGGAGAUCCCGAUGGGCUCGUUCUUCAAAUCCUACCGCGUUACAGCACUUCCUGAAGACGCUGUGAUUGCCAGCAUCCGAAUCCCAGUCUCAAGAGAAAAGGGCGAGUACGUACGGACGUAUAAGCAAUCCAAGCGCAAGGAUGAUGACAUUGCUAUCGUCAAUGCUUGUCUACACAUUGCAAUCGACGAUGGAGGGAAAGUGGAGGGCGCAGAUCUUGUUUAUGGAGGCAUGGCACCAAUUACAAUUCAAGCAUUUAAUGCCAUGGAGUUUCUUAAAGGAAAACCAUUCGCCGAUCAGAUUACCCUUGAAGGCGCUAUCAACGCGCUUGGUAAGGACUUUGACUUACGUUUCGGCGUACCCGGUGGCAUGGCGACCUACCGUAAGUCACUCGCUUUGGGCUUCUUCUAUAGAUUCUACUACGAUGUCCUCUCUAGGCUGGAGGGGACUACGAACAUUGAGAAAGACCUCAUUGCUGAGAUACAGCGGGAUAUUUCAACGGGCAAGAAGGACCAUGAUGUCAGCCUGGCGUACGCGCAAAAGGUUCUCGGUAAAGCAAAUCCUCACGUCGCAGCUCUCAAACAGUGCACUGGAGAAGCCCAAUACACGGAUGACAUUCCAAAGCAGAUGAAUGAACUUUGUGGCCGCUUGGUGAUCUCUACAAAAGCUCAUGCGAAGCUAGUUUCCGUUGAUCCCUCCCCAGCGCUUGCCUUGCCAGGCGUUGUUGCCUGGGUUGAUCGCCACGACGUGGUCAACAAGAAGGCCAACAUGUGGGGUGCACCAGUUUGUGACGAAGUGUUCUUUGCCGAAGAAGAAGUCUUUACCGCUGGACAGCCUAUAGGCAUGAUUCUAGCUAAUUCACCCCAGGAAGCAGAAGCUGGGGCUCGCGUUGUGUCGGUCAAAUAUCAGGAGCUCCCAGCAAUCUUUACAAUCGAGGAGGCGAUUGCGCACCAAAGCUUUUUCGAGCACUACAGAUACAUCAAGAAUGGCGAUGCAGAGUCGGCUUUUGCUAGAGCUGAUCAUAUCUUUGAAGGAAUCGCUAGAAUGGGUGGCCAAGAGCACUUUUUCCUGGAGACCAACGCAUGUCUGGCUAUUCCGAAGCCGGAGGAUGGCGAGAUGGAGAUUUGGAGCAGCACACAGAAUCCAACGGAGACUCAAGCGUACGUCGCGCAGGUGACUGGUGUUCAGGCAAAUAAGAUCGUUUCUAAGGUCAAGCGUCUAGGUGGUGGCUUUGGAGGGAAAGAGACAAGAUCCAUUCAGCUUGCAGCAAUUUGUGCCACUGCCGCUAACAAAACCAAACGCCCGGUGAGAUGUAUGCUGAAUCGCGACGAGGACAUUAUGACUUCUGGCCAACGCCAUCCUUUCCUUGGCAAGUGGAAAGUUGCUGUCACCAAGGAAGGUAGACUGCAAGCUCUCGAUGCUGAUGUCUUCAACAACGGUGGGUGGUCGCAGGAUCUCUCUGCAGCCGUUGUUGAUCGAGCAUUGACUCAUAUUGAUGGCUGCUACCAUAUUCCUAAUGUCUACGUUCGAGGUCGGAUCUGCAAAACGAAUACGGUCUCCAACACUGCAUUCCGAGGGUUCGGUGGUCCCCAAGGCAUGUUUAUUGCGGAGCAAAUGAUGGAAGAAGUUGCUGAUCAUCUAGGCAUUGCCGUGGAGAAGCUGCGGGAGAUUAACCUUUACCAACCUGAGCAGGAGACUCAUUUCAAACAAUCUCUCCAAGAUUGGCAUGUGCCUCUAAUGUGGAAGCAGGUUGUGGCAGAAUCUGACUACGAGAGGCGGAGAGAAGCGGUCGAUAGGUUCAACCAAGAGCAUAAAUGGCAGAAGAAAGGUCUCGCGCUUAUUCCGACUAAGUUCGGAAUAUCCUUCACGGCACUAUGGCUGAAUCAGGCUGGUGCUCUGGUGCAUGUCUACCAUGAUGGUUCUGUCCUGGUAGCUCAUGGAGGAACAGAGAUGGGACAAGGUCUUCACACAAAAGUGUCCAUGAUCGUGGCGGAAGCAUUGCAGGUACCUUUGGAGGCGGUAUACAUAUCAGAAACCGCCACAAAUACCGUGGCUAAUACCAGCUCAACCGCUGCCUCUGCAUCUUCCGACCUGAACGGCUAUGCCGCCUUUAACGCGUGUGAGCAGAUCAAUGCUAGAUUGAAGCCUUAUAGAGAGAAACUUGGUCCCGAAGCCACGAUGAAGGACCUUGCCCAUGCAGCGUAUUUCGACAGGGUGAACUUGUCAGCAAACGGCUUCUACAAAACUCCAGAGAUAGGAUACAUCUGGGGGCCAAACCCUGCUGAUCCUUCGCUAGAAAACACCGGAAAAAUGUUCUUCUACUUCACGCAAGGCGUCUGUGCCGCUGAAGUCAUCAUCGAUACUUUGACGGGCGACUGGAGUCCUGUCAGGACCGAUAUCAAGAUGGAUGUUGGCCGGAGCAUCAACCCUGCUAUCGACUAUGGCCAGAUCGAAGGUGCAUAUGUGCAAGGACAGGGUUUGUUCACUACAGAAGAAUCGCUCUGGAUGAGAAGCACGGGUCAGAUAUUCACGCGUGGGCCAGGGGCGUACAAGAUUCCAGGCUUCAGAGACAUUCCGCAGACCUUCAAUGUGUCACUGCUCAAGGAUGUUGAGUGGAAGAAUCUACGAACAAUUCAACGUAGCCGUGGGGUCGGAGAGCCGCCUCUUUUCAUGGGUUCCUCGGUCUUCUUUGCCAUUCGGGAUGCUUUGAAAGCAGCUCGAGAGCAGUGGGGCGACACCAGCGUAUUGAGCUUGAGGAGCCCUGCCACGCCUGAGAGGAUCAGGAUUAGCUGCUCGGAUCCGCUUCUGAAGAAGGCAGAGGUGGAACCAAGGGAUGGGGAGAAGAGCUUCUUCAUUAGUAUAUGA